Messenger RNA from Phycodurus eques (leafy seadragon), 4314 nucleotides. Its product is annotated as protein phosphatase 3 catalytic subunit alpha-like. Gene Ontology annotation, biological process: calcineurin-NFAT signaling cascade. Bases 367 to 1935 code for a protein of 522 amino acids. NCBI's taxonomy places the organism in Eukaryota, Metazoa, Chordata, Actinopteri, Syngnathiformes, Syngnathidae. The record is from RefSeq and is a predicted model, not a curated record. Gene Ontology annotation, molecular function: calmodulin binding; calmodulin-dependent protein phosphatase activity. The transcript has 14 exons. Gene Ontology annotation, cellular component: calcineurin complex; cytosol; cytoplasm.
AGCCCCCUCCCUCUUUCUCACUCGCUAUCUGUCUCUCCCUCCCUCUCCCGUGCAUCCUCCCCCACAGCAGCAGCAGCAGCAGCUUAACACCGCAUCCAGCUUCCUCCAGCAUCCACCCGAGGCUGGGAAGGAAGCAGCAUCAAGUCCUACCCGGGCGCCACCACUCCGACCCACGGAGGAGGAAGAGAAGCGAAUAGAGGAAGAGGAGGAGGAGGCGGGUGGGGGGGGGGGGCAUCCUCACCAUCCGAGUGAUGCCACAGCAUCAACUGCAUUCGGAGCAAGAGCGCUGAGAGUUGAUCUUGUAUUUUAGCGGGUGAGAGGAAGAGAGGAAGCGUUUCCAUUCUCGAAGACAGCCACAAACUACCCAUGAAGAUGUCCAACGCUGACAUCGUCCACAACGCCGCCGAUCGGAUGGUGAAAUCUGUCCCCUUUCCCCUAAGUCACCGUCUUACCAUGAAAGAAGUGUUCGACUGCGAAGGGAAGCCUCGCGUGGACCUCCUGAAGGCCCAUCUUACCAAGGAGGGCCGCGUGGAAGAAGCCGUGGCAUUGCGAAUCAUCAACGAAGGGGCGACAAUCCUGCGCCAAGAGAAAACUAUACUGGACAUUGAGGCACCAGUCACAGUUUGUGGGGACAUCCAUGGGCAGUUCUUUGACCUGAUGAAGCUUUUCGAAGUGGGAGGCUCACCGGCCACAACGCGUUACCUUUUCCUGGGGGACUAUGUCGACCGUGGCUACUUUAGCAUUGAGUGUGUUUUAUAUCUUUGGUCACUGAAAAUCCUCUAUCCAAAGACACUAUUUUUACUGCGUGGAAAUCAUGAAUGUAGACAUUUGACAGAAUAUUUCACCUUCAAACAAGAAUGUAAAAUCAAAUAUUCGGAGCAGGUGUAUGACUCAUGCAUGGACGCGUUUGACUGCCUUCCUCUGGCUGCGCUCAUGAACCAGCAGUUUCUGUGUGUCCAUGGCGGACUCUCACCUGAAAUUCACACAUUAGAUGAUAUUAAAAAGUUGGAUCGAUUUAAGGAGCCGCCGGCUUUUGGCCCCAUGUGUGACCUGCUAUGGUCGGAUCCUCUGGAGGACUUCGGCAAUGAGAAAACCCAGGAAUAUUUCAGCCACAACACAGUGCGAGGCUGCUCCUACUUUUACAGUUAUCCAGCUGUGUGUGAGUUCCUACAGAGCAAUAACCUCUUAUCAAUUAUCCGAGCACAUGAGGCACAAGAUGCAGGUUACCGGAUGUAUCGUAAAAGUCAGACCACAGGAUUCCCAUCCCUCAUCACCAUCUUCUCUGCACCAAACUACUUGGAUGUUUACAACAACAAAGCUGCUGUACUCAAAUAUGAAAACAAUGUCAUGAACAUCCGACAGUUCAACUGCUCGCCUCAUCCUUACUGGCUGCCCAACUUCAUGGACGUCUUUACCUGGUCGCUGCCGUUUGUUGGAGAGAAAGUCACAGAGAUGCUGGUGAAUGUGCUGAGUAUAUGCUCCGAUGACGAGCUAAUGAAUGAUGAAGAUGAGAUAUUUGACGCCAACGCAGCUGCAGCCCGCAAGGAGGUGAUCCGAAACAAGAUUCGUGCUAUUGGAAAAAUGGCCAAAAUGUUCUCAGUCCUCAGAGAGGAAAGUGAAAAUGUGUUGACGCUCAAGGGCCUGACGCCCACCGGCAUGCUGCCGAGCGGGGUUCUCUCUGGGGGCAAACAGACGUUGCAGAGUGCCACCAUUGAAGCCAUUGAAGCCAUCGAGACGAAUGAUGAGGACAGAGAAGCCAUCCGUGGCUUUUCCCCCCAGCACAAGAUCACCAGUUUCGAAGAAGCCAAGGGCCUGGACCGCAUCAAUGAGCGCAUGCCCCCUCGCAGGGAUGGUGUCAACCACGUGGGUCACUCCAUGGGCAAGAUGAAUAUGUCCGAGGAAAACGGCACGGAUGACAACAGCAACAUCCAGUGAGCCUUGGUUGGUGACGGUGGUGGUUGUGGUGGUGAUUAGGGGGGAUGCGACCUUGCAGAUUUUCCCCCGAGCAGUGAGACAUUGCCAAAUCGAAAUUCAGGCCUCAGAACACAGAAACACAAACGGGACCACAGCAGACAGACAGACAGAAGGUGAUCUGCAGCAAAUGUAAAAUGAGCAACAAGGUCAUUUAUUUGGUGACAGAAUGUGAAGGGGGGGGGGGGGGGGGUCAAGGGGGCUGCAUUGUGGGUAAAAGUUGUCUGCCUAUUGUUCCCUUCCUCUGCUCAAGUACAGACUGAACUACUGUAAAUCAGACAUUGUGUUGGUGACACACAUGACUGACACAAGGCAUAAUUUCAGUAUUCAUGCCAUGCAAAUGAGUUAAAAAAUUAUUAUUUUUUAACAAAAUGUUUAUAUCAAGCCACUCAGAUUCACAGCUUGCAGAUAUGUAUCUUGUUCAGAAAGUAUAAAAACAGAAUACCUUGGGGAAAAAAAAGAAAGCAAAAAAAGUGUUUUCAGUACACUUAGCACUGUCUGGCAACAAACCAUAUUUGGCUACUUUAAAAUGGACCCCUGUCAGUCUGAGGCAGGGAAUUUUGCCAACUAAUCAGCUAAGAAAACUAAUGAUAAUAAUGACAUUUUAAAAAUCAUGCAGUGUGGUUGUACACUAUUGGCAUCAAACCAUAUUUGGUUACUUGAACUAAAUUCAACCUGCGCUAUUUGAAGCGAUGUCAGAGUCUGAAGCCAACACAAUAAAUUGUAUUCCUACAACAAUAAAAUAAAGUAUAAUCCUUUUUAUAAAAGUUGCAAAUGUAAAAAAUAAUAGUCCUCCAACAAUAGGGUUAAAAAAUUAAUUCCCAAGAAAUCAAAUGGCUAAUAUGGCAAGUGUUAAAGUGGAUUAUUUUAUUUAUUUACCUUGUAUUGAUAUUUUCUUGAAAGACAAACGGUAAAAAGUCACUGCAGUGUGAGAUUAAACCUCCACAUGACUCGCCGCCAGUCAUCUCCUAGCAACUCGAAGGAGUUGAGGGCAGAAAAGAGGGGGGAUGGGAGACUAAUCUUGGUAUUUAUAGUAUCUUUUAAGAAUGUGAAAUGGGUUGAAUUUUUAUUUUUACGAAAGGCCGUUCUCACAGACCCAUCACCAUUAUUUGUGCUCAUGUCGGAAAAGCAUGGCAUUACCUUGCACAUCCUCACUUUCUGGAAGAAAAAAAAAAUCACUCGAGCAUCCUCCUCCACUGAAGAAGUUUCAGCAAUCACGCCUGCGUUGCUAUAGGACCGGUUAACAGAGGUGAAAAAGAGAAGAGGUUUUGGUAUUUUAUUAUAUAUCCUGCUUGUCCAGAACUGCCCGAGAUGUGUGCUAUCACUCAGGUGUGCAUUAAUAUCUACACACACUACUUUAUCAACAUGAGAAUUCUACAAUUUACAGAAUAAAAUGUUUUAUGUUAAAUUAUAUGGGGGGGGGGGGGGCUCAUUUAUUUUUGAUGACGAAUCUGACAAUAGAACUUCACUUGUAAUUAAAUAACCCCUGCCCCCCCCCCCCCCGCGAUCCAAUGGAGUUAUAAAAGACAAUUUGUAAAGUCACUAAAGUAGGAAGUCCAAAUGUUAAGAAACGCUAUCAGACACAUUUCUGGAAUUAAAUUUUCUACUCCAUUAUUUUAAUGGUAAAGGUACUGUAUGUGACUCAAGGAUGGACAAAACAGUGAUUUUAAACACAGCAUCUAUGGUACGGAACGCAUCAAUGCAUGCAGUUAAGUUCCUAAUUGUAAUGUGAGAUAAUUGUGAUACUGUAGUCGUGUUUCAAAUAGUUAACUUGAAUUAUUUUGAUUAAAUUUAAUCUGUUGUUUCAUUUGUCUUGUUUUAUAAAUUUUAUAAAUAGGCUUCCUUCUUGUUUUUGUCCAUUUUUUUCAUUUAUGUUAUUACCACUGCUUUUAAUUUUAUAUUGAGACAUUGUAUGCAGAGAUACCCUUCACAGGUGUGAAGCCUUGUUGUAUGAUAUACAGAACAUGUUUAAUAGUGUGAAUGAAUAUAAUCUCAGUGAAAAGCUACUUUCAGGCUGCCAAAGCAUGAUAGCAUGGUUUUCAGAUGUAAAUUAAUUGGACACCAAGAAAAUCACGUGUCACACUUGAAACGUGAAACCGUACUGGUUCUAUUUACUGCUGAUAUUACUAUUAUUGUUACAAUUUAAACUUAUGGUUCUUUUCCUUUCUCUUGUUCUGGUUCUUGUAUGGUCUACAUGCAUAUUUUGACAAACAAAUAUAAUUGAUUUUAUCUGGCAACAUUUUAUUUUAUUUUUUAAUAUAUCUCGAGAGAUAUGUUUUGGCAUUUGACUUCCUCAAUGAUACACACAUUGUAAGCAUGCCCUAUGGGACAAAUCUUUUUUUU